Molecule: messenger RNA, 1324 nt
Organism: Galendromus occidentalis (western predatory mite)
Lineage: Eukaryota; Metazoa; Arthropoda; Arachnida; Mesostigmata; Phytoseiidae
Gene: Mo25
Product: calcium binding protein Mo25
Exons: 5
Coding region: 25-1077 (350 amino acids)
Biological process (GO): intracellular signal transduction
Molecular function (GO): protein serine/threonine kinase activator activity
Source: RefSeq, a predicted model, not a curated record
ACCAAAAACAACAACAACGCUGCGAUGCCUCUGUUCGGCAAGUCCCAAAAAAAUCCUGCCGAGCUUGUCAAAGCUCUGCGGGAUUCAGUUCAAGCUUUGGAAGCCGGAGAUCGCAAAGCCGAAAAGGCUCAGGAGGAUGUCAGCAAGAAUCUUAACCAAAUGAAGACAAUGCUCUACGGCUCACCUGAACAAGAGCCUCAGACUGAUAUGGUCAUCUCGCAGCUUGCCCAGGAAUUAUACAAUUCGAACCUACUGCUCUCACUAAUCGAGAGUCUCCAAAAGAUCGAUUUCGAAGGCAAAAAAGAUGUCGCCUUGAUCUUCAACAAUAUCCUGAGAAGACAGAUCGGACAGAGAUUUCCCACAGUGGAGUACAUUCUCGUGAAGCCACAGAUCCUGUUCAUCCUGAUCGGAGGAUACGAAAAGCAGGACAUUGCGCUAAACUGCGGCGGAAUGCUGCGGGAGUGCGCCAGGCACGAGAGUCUCGCCAAAGUUAUUUUGUAUUCCGAAGAUUUUUAUAAAUUCUUUAGCUAUAUCGAGUCUUCGUCGUUCGACAUCGCAUCAGAUGCUUUCUCAACGUUUAAGGAGCUGCUGACACGUCACAAGGUUUUGUCGGCCGAGUUUUUGGAAACGAGUUAUGAACAGGUUUUCUCGCAUUACCAAGCCCUGUUGAAUAGCGACAACUACGUAACGAAGCGACAGUCUCUGAAACUGCUGGGCGAGCUCCUCCUGGACCGGCACAACUUCAACAUCAUGACCAAGUAUAUCUCGUCGGCGGAUAACCUGAAGUUGAUGAUGAUGAUGCUCAGAGAUCGCUCUCGCAACAUUCAGUUCGAAGCCUUUCAUGUGUUCAAGGUGUUUGUUGCCAACCCAAACAAACCUCGACCUAUUCUCGAUAUCCUUCUCCGGAAUAGGGACAAGCUCGUCGAUUUCUUGACAAGAUUCCACACGGAUCGCGCCGACGACGAGCAGUUCAAUGAUGAGAAGGCCUAUCUUAUCCGGCAGAUCCGGGAGCUCAAACCCAUCACAGAUUCGCCCCAAAGCACGCCUCAGCAUUCGGCAAACCCGCCUCCCCAGUGAGAGGUUCCAGCGCACUAAUUCUCCCGGAACGGGAAAUCGCUCGAUAGAAGAGAUCAGCGACGCGGACGGACACAAUCGCUCGAAAUCGUAACGACUCGACUGUCGCCACAUUCUUUCCGCCAAUCAACUGCCAAUGCGGGAGCUAUUGCUGCAGCAAAAAACCAAGGAUACAGAUUCCAAUGCAACCCACACGACGAGCGGCUUUUCCGAAGGACGAGCAGGAUGACGACAAGAACAAACAAGGAAA